AUGGUUAUGACGUUUACUCAGGAACAAAUUGAUAGGUUCGGUACUGUACUGAACGAUACAAGCAAACCCCUUAAAGCUCGAUUCCGAGCUCUCUUUAUACUACGGAAUAUCGGCUGCGAUUUGUCAGUGAAAUGGAUUGCGAAGUGUUUCCACGAUGAGUCUGCUUUGCUCAAGCACGAAUUGGCCUAUUGCCUUGGUCAAACGCAAAACAAAACUGCCAUCCCAAUACUUACCGAGGUUCUCAGAGAUCCCAAACAAGAACCAAUAGUCCGUCACGAAGCCGGUGAAGCUCUCGGUGCAAUUGGUGAUUUAUCGGCUCGAAAUGUUCUUGAAGAAUACGCUAAGGAUCCAUGCAAAGAAAUAGCUCAGACUUGCGAACUGGCCCUUCGGAGGAUUGAGUUAGUCAAUUCAAGUGGGGAUAAAACAGAAAGCCCGUACCAAAGCAUAGAUCCGACCUCGACAGCUUCCUCUGAUGACGUAAACGAACUUGGUGGAACGCUUGUGGAUAAUUCGAAACCUCUUUGGGAUCGUUAUUGUGCCAUGUUCAAAUUAAGAAAUAUCAACACAGACGAGUCGAUAAAAGCUCUUGCCAAAGGUCUUUACUGUGAAGACAGUGCGCUGUUUCGGCACGAAGUUGCAUACGUUCUGGGCCAAGCGCAGUCUCCAGUGGCAAUACAAGAACUCGAAGAUCGUCUGACUCUCCUUUCUGAGAACUGCAUGGUCAGACAUGAAUGUGCUGAAGCUCUUGGAGCUAUUGCUACGGAACAUUGCACUUCUUUGUUACGAAAGUACGUUGACGAUAAAGAGCGAGUGGUUCGGGAGAGUUGUGAAGUGGCCUUAGACAUGGCUGAAUAUGAGAACAGUGAAGAGUUGAACUAUGCCACAGAGAAGUUUUCCGUAUCUGAUAUUGGUCGACUCUACAAAAUUCCAAAGGAAGAAGUUGAAGCUUUGAGCUGCGUGAAACUUCUCCCUAAAUAUCUCAUAAAGCAAAAUGAUACUCUUGGUGAACUGGUGACAGUGAUCAGGGAGCCGUUGAUAGAGGUCUCUGUUUGCAUGAAUGCCAUACGACAAUCUUUUCCUGCUCUUCGUUUAGUUUUGUGGGGCCCUUUUGGCACUGGGAAAUCAGUUACUUUGAAUCAAGCUGUACAUCUUGCGUACAAAAAGAAUAUGGUCAUCGUUCAGUUGCUUAGUGCAUUGGCGCUAACUCGCGGUGUAAAAGAAGUUGAGAUGUCCACGUUCAAGCAUGGACGCAUCAACGAUCCCGUGAACGCUAACCAGCACGUAUGGAAAACCCUUAGCGGAUUGAGGACGGAGCGCGACUACGAGUGGACGAAAAUCGAGCGAACAGCAAUUGAUCGGCCAAUAACAGAUAUAGUUGAAAUAGGCUUAUCGGCUCCUUUCCUAGCCACUGAUUGUGUCGGUGCUUUAUUCCGGGAGUUAAGGAGGCAUUCGAGUGCUGGAAAAAUAACGAUGUUUGUAGCUAUAGACGAUGCAAAUUCUCUAUGGGGCAAAACUACGGUCAAGAAGGCUGAUAGGAGCUAUGCUUCUCCUUCUGAGCUCUCACUAGUGAAUCAUUACAGAAACCUGAUCUCACCGAAAUGGCAAAAUGGAUGUAUCCUAUUAGUUGCUGACAAAAAAGAAUUGUCGGAUCCUCGAGAUAGUGUAACUGUUCCUAGACACACUCCUCUUGAAUUGUUUGGAGAAGAAGGAUUCCAAUUUAUCGAGCCUUUCUUGCCAAUCGAAACUAAGCCAUACACGAAAGAGGAAGUAGGCAAUAUGUACCAAUAUUAUUACGACAAGAGAUGGCUUACAACUGAAAAGGCUCGUACAGAAGAUGGAAAGCAGCAAUUAAUGUAUCUCAGUGCCUUUAAUCCAUAUUAUUUUGAAAGACUAUGUGCCUUCAAUUGA
Messenger RNA from Haemonchus placei, 1908 nucleotides. The record is from the annotation of a GenBank genome assembly. Lineage: Eukaryota; Metazoa; Nematoda; Chromadorea; Rhabditida; Trichostrongylidae.